Messenger RNA from Rhagoletis zephyria (snowberry fruit fly), 618 nucleotides. The record is from RefSeq and is a predicted model, not a curated record. NCBI's taxonomy places the organism in Eukaryota, Metazoa, Arthropoda, Insecta, Diptera, Tephritidae.
AUGCCUGGUAUGCAAGUCAAGCCCCUGCUGAUCGACGGCCGCGGCCACCUGCUCGGUCGCCUGGCGUCGAUCGUCGCCAAGACCCUCCUCCAGGGCCAAAAGGUGAUUGUCGUCCGCUGCGAGGGCAUCAACAUCAGCGGCAGCUUCUACCGCAACAAGCUGAAGUACCUCAGCUUCCUGCGGAAGAAGUGCAACGUCAACCCCGCCCGCGGCGUCUACCACUACCGCGCCCCGUCGAAGAUCUUCUGGCGAACGGUUCGCGGCAUGAUGCCCCACAAGACCCGUCGCGGCGACGCCGCCCUGGACAAUCUGCGCGUCGUGGAGGGCAUUCCCCCGCCGUAUGACAAGAAGAAGCGCCUGGUGGUGCCCGCCGCGCUGCGCACCCUGCGCCUGAACCCGCGUCGCAAGUUCUGCGAGCUGGGUCGCCUCUCGCACGAGGUCGGCUGGAAGUACCAGGGCGUCAUUCAGUCGCUGGAGGUGAAGCGCAAGGCGAAGGCCAACGUCCACCACGCCCGCGUCGUGAACGAGGCGAAGCUGCGCGAGCAGGCGAAGAAGCUGGUCGAGGCGAGGACUGCCGAGCUGCGCAGCACCAUCUCCUCCUUUGGAUAUGCUGUCUAA